UCUUCUUCGCCGGUGGAAGAGUCAGGUUGGUGUUAAAACCAUAAAAAAGAAUAAAGAAAGAAAGGGGGAGACUCGAAGCCCCUAAAAAUCUCACCACUCAAAGCCCAACUGUUUUCUUUUUCCAAUCCCUCCCUUUCUAUCCCUUUCUCUUCUUCCUCAAACCCAAUUCGAUUCAACAAACCAGAAUUACUUACAACUCUUCAUCAUCACUCGCCAUUCUUUUGCAUCUUCCGACAAUUUGAACGACGCCAAAUGAUUGAGGCCGUUUCAAGUAGAUGAUUGGGUGCUUAGCCGAGGAAAAUGGUGUUGGUAACCCAUCAGUUGCAGGGUACUCAUGUAGCAUUUCCUUCUAAAUCUUCAUCAUGGAGCAAGGGGUUGACGUUAAAGCGAUACAUAACCACACUUCAAUUGGUUGGGAGAAAAAACAGGUGUUUGUCAUUAAAGAACAAUUUCCAUGUAAGUGUAGGGGCUCCUCGUGUUGUUGGACUGAAGGUAAAAUGUUUCAAAAUUUCAGCAUUUAAAAGUAGUGCCCAACAUGAUGACUCUGGAAGUCGAGGUCGUGGAUCAAAGGUUGCAAAGAAUUCUGUUGAACUGUCUUAUCUUCCAAAAGAUGGUGAAGAGACUACGGCAGAGUCUCCUAAGGCACACAAUGUUCCACUUUCUUAUGCCACUGAAACAGAUGAAACUGUUGCAGCAUCCCCUGCUAUUCACAAGUUAUUCAAGAAAUGGUUAACAAUGUUACGCACUCAAUCACCAAAUGAAGUGGUGGAUGAGGUUUUGGGGGAAGGAAGACCUCCUGUGAAGAUGUCAGAGGCACAAACCGAGACUCAGAUCACUGGAAGAGGUGAGAUCCUAAAGGCAGUAUGGUGCCACUUCUGGUGUCUGGACGCAACAAUUAAGAUUCCCUUGUUGAUAUUUAUCCCUUUGUAUUUGGUUGUAAAUGUGAUCUACGGGGCAGAAGUUUCAAAAGAAUUGGCACCUUUAUGGGUGUUUGGGCCCUUGAUUGUGGUUCUAUACAUCAAAAUGCUCCAAGGAUUGUGUAAGCUCUAUGCGUACUGCUUUAAGCAAACAGUUAAAAUUGUUAAAAGCUUACCCACAUACUAUUUGAUUGCGUACAAUUACGUCGCUCACGGGAAACUGAAAGAAGAUGUGCGAGCUCGUAUCUAUCAGCCGGUAGUGGACAUGAAGAAUUUGGAUUACAAAGAGGUGUCAAGAAUAAAAUUGAAAGAACUCCAAGAAUGGAUGCUGGAGAAGUAUCUAGAUUUUGUGGAAUCAAUAUGGCCGUACUAUUGCCGGACCAUCAGAUUUCUUAAGAGGGCUAAUCUGAUAUAGAUUUGGCAACUGUAGUUUGGGUUAAGAAAAAAAGGUGUUUUAGGUUGUUGAGAGAGAAAUUUUGAAACCAGAUCCCAUUUUAGACUGGGAUCUUGGAUCUUUGACUUGAGCGCUCAAGUGGUCUGUGAUUCUUUGUAAUUUUGAAGGGCAAUGUUUUUAUAUUCAUUUAGGCAUCUAAUAUUUAUUCCUUAGUAAUAUUUUAUUGCUCCUGCGAGAUUCUUUAAUGGAUGGAUCCUUUUUUAUUUUGAUAA
Carica papaya (papaya) is the source of this 1583-nucleotide messenger RNA. Its product is annotated as embryo defective 2759. Lineage: Eukaryota; Viridiplantae; Streptophyta; Magnoliopsida; Brassicales; Caricaceae. The record is from RefSeq and is a predicted model, not a curated record.